Heterobilharzia americana is the source of this 213-nucleotide messenger RNA. Lineage: Eukaryota; Metazoa; Platyhelminthes; Trematoda; Strigeidida; Schistosomatidae. The record is from the annotation of a GenBank genome assembly.
AUGUUUGACGUUAGAACAAGACUUGAGACACCAAUUAGCAUCAAAAGGUUAGCUUUGAGAAACCUACCAGCUUGUCUUAGCUCCAAUAAAAAUGUUUGGCUGUUGGAUAGGCUUGCGCGCUUCACAACCCUUGCGUUACAGUACAAAGCCAAUCAGACUAGUUAUGGAAAAAGGUGUAUGUUGAUUAUCGUACCUAUAAAAUAUGCACAAUGA